AACUCUACUUUAUUACAACAGGACCUUCCAGAGUUCUUUGAGGAUAAUAUGGAAACCUGGAUGACCAACUUUCACGGCCUUCUGACUCUGGACAAUAAGCUUUUACAAACAGAUGAUGAAGAGGAGGCUGGUCUCCUGGAGCUGCUGAAGUCUCAGAUCUGUGACAACGCGGCUCUUUACGCUCAAAAGUACGAUGAGGAGUUUCAGCCGUACCUGCCACGCUUUGUUACUGCAAUCUGGGGCCUUCUGGUCUCCACCGGCCAGGAAGUCAAAUAUGACCUGCUUGUAAGCAAUGCUAUCCAGUUUUUAGCAUCAGUUUGUGAAAGGCCGCACUACAAGCAUCUGUUCGAGGACCAGAACACACUCACCAGCAUCUGUGAGAAGGUCAUUGUGCCCAACAUGGAGUUCAGAAGUGCAGAUGAGGAGGCUUUUGAAGAUAACUCUGAGGAAUACAUCCGGAGAGAUCUUGAGGGAUCUGACAUUGACACUCGCCGCAGGGCAGCAUGCGACUUGGUGAGGGGCCUCUGUAAGUUUUUUGAGGGGCCAGUCACAGCCAUCUUCUCUGGCUAUGUGAACUCGAUGCUUACAGAAUAUGCUAAGAACCCCGGGCAGAACUGGAAACACAAAGAUGCAGCCAUCUAUCUGGUCACAUCGCUGGCAUCCAAAGCCCAGACGCAGAAGCAUGGAAUUACACAAGCCAAUGAACUGGUGAAUCUGACUGAAUUCUUUGUGAACCAUAUUCUCCCCGAUUUAAAAUCAUCCAAUGUUAACGAGUUCCCAGUGCUGAAGGCGGAUGCAAUCAAGUAUGUUAUGAUCUUCCGAAGUCAGCUUCCUAAGGAGCAGUUGCUGCAGGCAGUUCCUCUCCUGAUAACACACCUGCAGGCGGAGAGCACAGUUGAACACACUUAUGCUGCGCAUGCAUUGGAGAGGCUGUUCACAAUGAGAGGCCCCAAUAACGCAACACUUAUCACUUCAGCAGAGAUGGCACCUUUUACUGAGCAGCUGCUCACCAACCUCUUCAAAGCACUGAGUCUUCCUGGUUCUGCAGAAAAUGAGUAUAUCAUGAAAGCCAUCAUGCGCAGCUUCUCCCUGCUCCAGGAGGCCAUAGUUCCUUACAUUCCCUCUCUGAUUGGUCAGCUCACUCAUAAACUCCUCUUGGUCAGCAAGAAUCCCAGCAAGCCUCAUUUUAAUCACUACCUGUUUGAGUCUCUGUGCCUGUCUGUGCGGAUCACCUGCAAGGCUAACCCUGCCACAGUCAGCAGCUUUGAGGAGGCUCUUUUCCCCGUCUUUACAGAAAUCCUUCAGAACGACGUUCAAGAGUUUCUUCCAUAUGUGUUCCAGGUGAUGUCUCUUCUCCUUGAGAUCCACUCCAACUCUAUUCCUGCUUCCUACAUGGCUUUGUUCCCCCACCUGCUCCAGCCCAUACUGUGGGAACGCACGGGGAAUAUACCUCCUCUUGUGCGUCUGCUGCAAGCUUACCUAGAGAAGGGAGGGGCAGCUAUCGCUACUUCAGCAGCUGACAAAAUUCCUGGAUUGCUUGGAGUUUUCCAGAAGCUCAUUGCCUCCAAGGCCAAUGACCAUCAGGGAUUUUAUCUCCUCAACAGCAUCAUAGAGAACAUGCCCCCGGAGUCCAUCACUCAGUACAGGAGACAGAUCUUUAUCUUGCUCUUCCAGCGGCUCCAGAACUCUAAAACUACAAAGUUUAUUAAAAGUUUUUUGGUGUUUGUGAAUUUAUAUUGUGCCAAAUAUGGAGCCAUUGCACUUCAGGAGAUCUUCGACAGCAUUCAGACAAAAAUGUUUGGGAUGGUGUUGGAGAAAAUCAUUAUUCCAGAGGUUCAGAAGGUGUCUGGAGCAGUGGAGAAGAAGAUCUGUGCUGUGGGCAUUAUAAAAAUCCUCACGGAGUGCCCCGCCAUGAUGGAUACAGAGUACACAAAGCUAUGGACCCCUCUGCUCCAGGCUCUUAUUGGCCUGUUUGAGUUACCAGAAGAUGACAGCAUCCCAGACGACGAGCACUUCAUUGACAUAGAAGACGCCCCAGGCUAUCAGACAGCCUUCUCACAGCUCGCCUUCGCUGGAAGGAAGGAACACGAUCCAAUUGGAGAUGCGGUUGGCAACCCAAAGAUCCUGUUGGCCCAGUCGCUUCACAAGCUUUCAACUGCCUGUCCUGGAAGGGUUCCCUCCAUGCUGAGCACCAGUCUGAAUGCGGAUGCCCUGAAGUUUCUGCAGGGAUAUUUGCAGGCAGCGAAUGUGCAGCUGGUUUAAAACAAAGAUGCGGAUGACUAUGCAAAUGCUGCAGACACAGUUAGCCCUAGUCAGCUCACAGAUCAAUUACAGCUGAGAUCAUGACUCCAUGAUGGAUUAAAAAAUAAACAGCAGGAUUUUGCCUGAAAAUGGGAGGUCUUUUCAUAAGAAAACGUUUUAAGUGUUUUUAAAGACGACCAAAUGGUGGCAAAGCAAAAUUUAUCCUCUUUGGUAAUGUCAACAGGAAUUUAGGUUGGUGUCCAUGCACUGGUAACAUAACAAAUUUGAAUUGAAGAGUAUUAGAACAGAAGUGAAGAGAUUUCCUUAUUAACAGUUUUGUUGGUUGGCAUUGGUUCUUGAUCAUAGUGACUUCACUCUGAUCACACAUCUGUCCUUUGUUUCUGUUGCAUGUGUUCCUCCCAUUUGUUGCAGUCUUGUGCUUUUGUUUUCAACACUUUGUCAUGUGAAUAAAGAGACACACUUGUGUA
Cyprinodon variegatus (sheepshead minnow) is the source of this 2729-nucleotide messenger RNA. Its product is annotated as exportin-2-like. The transcript has 18 exons. Gene Ontology annotation, biological process: protein import into nucleus; protein export from nucleus. The coding region runs from base 49 to 2262 and encodes 737 amino acids. Lineage: Eukaryota; Metazoa; Chordata; Actinopteri; Cyprinodontiformes; Cyprinodontidae. Gene Ontology annotation, molecular function: small GTPase binding; nuclear export signal receptor activity. Gene Ontology annotation, cellular component: cytosol; nuclear envelope. The record is from RefSeq and is a predicted model, not a curated record.